Erpetoichthys calabaricus (reedfish) is the source of this 5861-nucleotide messenger RNA. It is a transcript of the gene dsc2l, whose product is annotated as desmocollin 2 like. The transcript has 16 exons. Gene Ontology annotation, molecular function: calcium ion binding; cadherin binding. Gene Ontology annotation, cellular component: catenin complex; apical part of cell; postsynaptic density. Lineage: Eukaryota; Metazoa; Chordata; Cladistia; Polypteriformes; Polypteridae. The record is from RefSeq and is a predicted model, not a curated record. The coding region runs from base 229 to 2946 and encodes 905 amino acids. Gene Ontology annotation, biological process: regulation of axonogenesis; cell morphogenesis; homophilic cell-cell adhesion.
AGCGGGGCGCUCAUGGACUACAGAAUCAGACGGCAGAGGAGUGCUGGAACCUGUUCGUGCGCGACAGGGCUGAGAUAUUAAUUAACAAAGGCGUGGAGCUACCUGGCUCCAAUUAACACCAACACUCGGUUUUAAACGAGAGUCGUUUUUUUAUUCUUUUUCUUCCAGUCAAAUACGUACUUUACACUUCGGCCUUUUUACCUGCAAGCGCUCAGCUGAAAAAGUGGAAUGGACGGCAGGGUAUAUCGGAGAUACAAAAUGGCAUACUGGAAUUAUUUCUGCUGGGGAGUUUCUCUGAUGGUAAUGACAAUAUCAGCAGAAGCCUGUGUAUUUAACACUUUAAAAGUCACAGUUCCCGAAGAAUUAAAACCUGGAUAUGUCAUUCAUAAUGUGGAUUUUAAAAGUUGCUUGAAAAAUAGUGACUUUAGUCUACAAUUAAGCGACCCUAACUUUGCAGUUCAACCAAGUGGCCUGCUAUAUGUAAAUACCAUGACUAAUAUACCCUCUGAAGGAAAGAAUUUGACAAUAACAGUUCAAAAUGAAGAAACAAAUAUGAAGAGUGACAUUUAUGUAGUUUUGUUAGCAGAAGACCACAAGGUGCAAAAACGGGCUUUGUUAAAGCGAGUAAAAAGAAAAUGGAGACCAUUGCCUUUCUCCGUUAAAGAGAAUGCAUUACCACCAUUUCCACAGGAAGUCCAACAGAUCCAAUCAGACGCUUCGCAGAGUUAUACCAUUAUUUACAAAAUAUAUGGAAUGGGAGUGGAUAAACCUCCUGUUGACCUGUUCUCUGUGAUACCUGAAACUGGAAUGAUACGUAUUCAUAGAUCUGUUGAUCGUGAAGAAAUUCCACAAUACAGAUUCUGGGGGCAAGCAUUAACGCGAGAUGGUCAAAUUCGGGACAGCGUUCUUGACAUUAUUGUUAAUGUUGAAGAUGACAACGAUAACACUCCAGUGAUUCCAGCAGGACUAGUUAUAUACGUACCAGAACAUUCUCCAUCUGGUACCGUAGUAGGGCAGGUAAAAGGGACUGACAGAGAUGAAGAGAAUACACUCCAUACUAAGCUUAAAUACCGAAUUGUUUCAGAAAAUAACAAACUGUUCUAUAUUCAUCCUGAAACAGGAGUGGUCACCACAAUGUCAAAUGCUCUUGACAGAGAGGUUAACGAUGCCUAUGAAUUGCUGAUUGAAGUAAGAGAUAUGAAUGGUGAGAUUUAUGGAAGAUCAAGUACAGGCAGUGUAACAGUCAAAUUAACUGACAUAAAUGACAAUCCACCAGUAUUUAAAUCUCAAUCUUAUAAGACAAGUAUUGAAGAAAAUAAGAGCAAUAUUCUAAUACUCAGAAUUCCUGUUGAAGACAAGGAUUUGAAAAACACUUCAAACUGGAAAGCUAAAUUUGUAAUAAAAAAAGGAAAUGAAACUGGAAAUUUCUAUAUUAAAACAGAUCCUGUUACAAAUGAAGGGCUGCUAUAUGUUAUUAAGCCACUGGACUAUGAGAAGACCAGCAAAAUAGAUUUGGAAAUCACAGCUGAAAAUGAAGCAAAAUUAGUUGGGACAGGCACCUGGUUUAGUGUUCCAGUGACUGUCAAUGUAAUCGAUGUAGAUGAGGGACCAGAAUUUGAAGUACCUGUUAUGAAGUUCCGUAUUAAGGAAAAUGAGCCAAAUGGAACAUUGAUUGGCACCUACAGAGCUUUUGAUCCAGAAUCAAAGAGUGCCAAUGGAAUGAAAUAUUACAAAAUAUCUGACCCUGCUUCGUGGAUUAAUGUUGAACAGAGCUCAGGCGCUAUCAAGGUUGCUAAUACCAUGGACAGAGAGUCAUCAUUUGUAAUGAAUGAUCAGUAUAACAUUACAGUGAAAGCUGUUGAUCAGAGCUUGAAAUCUGGAACAGGAACGGUUGUUAUUGAGAUUGAAGAUGUCAAUGACAACGUCCCAAGGUUCACUUUAAAAGACUUCUCAAUUUGCCAAGAAGAAGGACAGUUAGGCUAUACGGAUAUUAAUGCACAAGACCUGGAUGCAGUACCUAACUCAGCUCCUUUUGUAUUUGAAAUUCCAGAUAAUAAAGAUGGAAACUGGAAGAUAAUAAACGUAAAAGAAACGUCUGCACAACUUGCACAAGCAAAACCUCUUCCUAAUGGAAUUUACAAUGUCCCUGUAUUAAUUCGAGACCAGCAAGGCAAUGGAAUAACAGACACAGUUACUGUCCGUAUCUGCAAAUGCCUUGACUCAGCAUGUGUUGAACAACAAAAUUCAAUUGGAUUUGGAACAUGGGGUAUUCUUGCCAUGUUACUAGGCCUUGCCCUUUUCCUUUUAUUAUGUAUUUUACUAAACUGCUUGUGUAAUAAAAAAACAGAAAAAGCACCUAUUGACGGUGGUGCUGAGGCAGUCCUACUUAAGUCAAAUACAGAAGGACCAGGUGAAGAAGUAAUGGCUCCAAAUAUGAAAAUACACGGGCUUGUACCUGUUGAAGAUGACAACUUACUGCAAAGUGCUAAUCAUUCUGCCUUAAAGACUUCUAAUUUUGCAAUGAGUGGUGGUGAAAAUCAUUUAAAAAGAGACUCAUUUAUUCGAGGAGAUACAUUGAACCGUGGAGAAAACGGUACUUAUGGAAAUACUAUGCGUCAUUUUAUGAGGGUCGUCAAUAACGGCACCCUCCAGUCAAAUGAUUUUUAUGGAGAAUCUGGAGCACAGCAUUACACAAAUUCAUUGGAGGGUAAUACAUUAUGGUUAACUAACAGAAUAUAUCUUGAUAAGAAAAGAGAGUAUUUUGCUAGAGAAUGUGACAACCGAUUUGCGGAAGACAUUAUUCAUUCUUAUGAAGAUGAAGGCAAUGGUUCAGUGACUUCAGGUAUUGGGUGCUGCAGCCAGCUGAAUGAUGACAGUGGAUUGGAAUUUUUAAAUAAACUGGAACCAAAAUUCAGAACACUAGCAGAAAUCUGCUCUAAAAAAUAACCGUUGCUGCUUUUCCAGAUGAGGUUGUUUGAAGAAUAAUGACUACAAAAUUCAGAUACAUAAAGAACUUUUGAAAUAUGUCAGUUAUUUGUUUUACUACGAAGAUUGAAACUCUUUCAUCAGACGUCUACCAUUUCAGGUGCAAACUGCCAUCGGUUCUACUGAGGACGACGUCAAGCUACUCUAUAGUGCACCAAGUAUUAUCAUAGGUUUAACAGAAUCUGAACAUACUGCAACAGUAUACAGUACAUUUAUAAGUAGUUUUAGUUACAACACCUUUUGCAAUUUUCCACGUCAGUAGUCUUCAAAUUUUAUCAUCUUUUUGGUGUUUCAGUGAAAGCUACAAGUAUCCAAGCAUGCAAAUGAUUUAAACCAAAGUAGUAUUUGGAGACGUGUUCUUGUUUAUGUAAAUAUCUGUUUAGCCAUUCAUUUAUUCAUUUGUUAAAUUAAGAUAAUGCUUAUGUUCCAUGAUCCUGUAUUGGAAUAAGUGGAUACAGAGAUGAACAAAUGAAUGAAUUUCUGAAAAAAUCUAGAGUUAAAAUCUAGUAAAAAAGCAGUAAUUUGAUUACAGUGGAAAUGUUUUAUAUGUAAAAACAGGAAUAAAUACUGUCAAUAUAUACUGCUCCCAUUGGCACUAUUUAGUAUUCUGUAUGUACAGUGCUUAUUUUCAGUAACUUAUGCUUACAGUGCAUAAGAUUUCUAUCCAAUUAUAUGUUAUCAGUUUUGAAAACUGGCUUUAGCACUGAUUUUUAUAGUUUUGAAGUGAAUUUGCUCUAAUCCUGCUACUUUUUGAGGUUAAUUAUAUUGUUUUAUUUUAUUUUUCUUAGUUUUACAAUGUAGGACCUUGUACAGUUUUAUUACUUUGCUUCAGAGUUCACAAUAGUGCUAUACUAGUACUUACACCUCUCCAUUAAUAAAAUGAGACAUCAUAAAUAAACCUAGUUAAAGCACGGUACUAUAAAUAAACAAAUAGAAAGGUUUUACAUUCGAUUUAUUUUAGAUUAGCCAGGUCUUUUUUGUCAAAUAUAGCAAUCAGGCUCAAAAAACAAAGUUUAAGAUACCCAUUUUCAGAUUUUUCUCAUUUUUUAUGCAUAUUGCCUCAAAGAACUCGGAUGAUUAUUUCAUGCCAACAUGAGUACCAUAGGUAAGUAGUUUUUUGGUUUCAGCCUUAUUGCACUAUAAUUAUUUUGUAUCAUAAUUAAAAUAUGAAAGCUUGAGGUGGAGGAAUGGUUUAAGAGUUUUUUUUCAACCUUUAGUUUAUUAUUAGGAUCUGUAGCGUGCUGCAUUCAUUCAAAUAAUGAAAGUGGACUGGACUUUAUAAAAACUACAGAUGUGCCAACAUUAAGAUUUUUUUUGAAAAUUAAUGAACAAAAAUUUAAAUUCAUAAAAAUAAAAAAUUUUAAUUUUUUACUUAGAAUUUCAAUAAAGCCACCUGCAAAUCCAGAUAUAAAUGGUUAUGUACAAUCACAACUGUCGUGGUGUUGUACAUACUUUUUUAAUUUAAUUUAUUUAAUACAUUUUAUUUAUAAAUUGUAGAGUGUUGAAACAAAUAAGACUGGGUUAUUCAAGGUCUGGUAUCUGAUAGUAGUAAAAAAUUUCAAAAAUACAGAUUACAGAGUUACAUGUUUUUCCAUUGUCAAAAUGACAAAAAAGUUUAAAUGUGUGGAUGUUUUUGCCUACUGAAUUAUUACAGCUGUAAUAAACAUAAAAGUCUGAUAUGCAUAUUGUAUAACAGCAAAUCUGAAACACAUUUGCAAUUUUUUUACAUUCAGAUUAAGUUUAUUUUGAUAUUUUGUUUUAGAGAAGAUGAAUGUACGCUUUAUAUUGGAAGCUUAUGUGAUAAGCUAAAGCAAAUGCUGUAAAUGACUUGAUGGUUUUUGUAAAUUAACAUGUAAGAUACAACAGUUGCAUUCUCUUUUUAUGGAAUUUAUGACCUGUUGUAAUUUUUUUGUGAUGAGUCAAGUAGCACUUUUUAUGUACCCUAUAUUUUAUUGCAAUUAAAAUGCUUGCAGCUUAUUUGAAUAGUACCCAGUAAGAGUUUUUAUUUCCAGCAAACUGGUUGCACUAACUGUAUAUCAACUCAAGGAAUUAGUUGGUUGUCUGCUGGCUCUGCUUGGAGCAUAUUACUAUGCUUAGUUUAAAGUUAACCUGCACAAUUGAGAUUAAUAAUGCUUAAAGGGAUAAUCGGUCUUGAAAAAAUUAACAUAAUUGUUAAAAUCAUUUUUAGAGUUUUGUAUAUGUACAAUGAGCAUUAUUAGCCAAAUUCAGUAAACAACUUAGCUGGCACUAGCUAUAUAUUCAUAAGAAAAGAGCACACUCUCCAUCUUGUGGUUAGAUCCAUGUUCAAGGUUCAAGAAUACACAUAAUGCAGAUAAAUCCAUUGCACACAAAAUAGCUAGGAGUAUUAGAUUUUUUGACAUAAACAGUCAUGAUGUUCUGUCAUUAUUGGUAAUAUCAUAACUCUGUUUAUGGCCUUAUUUUGUAUUCUCUCUGUCUGAUCCAUUGCCUUCACACUCCUAAACUAGCACAGCAAACAUGUAAAAAUAACUGGCUUGUUUGUUAUAAAGAUACUAAGAAAUUGUUUUGAGUUUGUCAUUCAUAGUAAAAUUCUGAUAAUAUUCAUAAUUUGAAAGCAAAUAAAAUAAAGGCAAUAUACUAUGAAAACUUUGUAAACCUUGAAAAUGAGUUUGAGUGCCUUAAUCAUGUUGUACAUCUGCAAUGUAAAUAGUUUGUUCCAUAUCUAGUAACAUAAUACAGCAUUUUAUAACCAAACUUUAAUAGUCACUGAACAGCUGUUAGAGCACAAAUUCUUUAGAUGUUGUCUGUUUUAUGUUAUUAGGAUGUGCAGCAUAUUGUUUCUUUUGUAUCUUUUUUGUGCGUUUUUUCUAAUACUGCAAUAAAAGUUUUAAAUUCAU